Molecule: messenger RNA, 2165 nt
Organism: Glossina fuscipes
Lineage: Eukaryota; Metazoa; Arthropoda; Insecta; Diptera; Glossinidae
Exons: 3
Coding region: 170-1552 (460 amino acids)
Molecular function (GO): protein binding
Source: RefSeq, a predicted model, not a curated record
AUAAAAAGUUGAUCUAAAUUGUAAUUUGUGGAUUCCAUUACGCUAAAGUAACAUAUUUUUGCAAAAUUUGUGGUGUCUGUUUCUUUGGUAUUAUUAUCCAAACAAAUCACAGCUGUUUUGCAUAAGUCCGACUAAGGGAAACAUUUUGUUUUGCGAAAAAGUAAAAAAAAUGCAGGAGAAUCUAACAAAUCAUCAAAGAGCAGAAAACUACAGCACGGUGUCAUUAGAAAACUUAAAUGAUGAUUGUUUAGAAUGCAUAUUUGAAAGAAUCAAUGAUUCCCCAGCUCAAAUUCAAGUGGCUCGUACCUGUAAACGUUUUCGUUAUAUUAUGUUGCGCUUGUGGAAACGCAAUCCAGAUAAUCGUAUUUUGGUAUUAGAACAUUGGACCAACAUAUUGCCACAUAGCGAAGACUUGGAGUAUUUCCUGCAGGCGAUGAGAAAAGAAUUUCAUACAGUACGCCUUAUCGAUGAAUGCCUUAGUGUUUUUCUCAGAGAGAUGGAGGAAAUGGGUAUUAAAGAGAUACCUGGUGUUGAAAGAUGCGAGUUACAGGAUGAAGUAAUGGAAUGCUAUCCAAAAGAUGAGGAUAUAGAGUUGCUAACAAAAUUGUUACCCAACUUAAAGUAUUUAAGCUUAAAUACGCCCAUUACGGGUUGCUUUAUCUCGAAAUUUGAAUACCUCGAAGAACUGCAUUUGUACGCCGAAUAUAGCAAAGUCUUUGAAAUGAAGCCCGAAUUCCUUAAUGAAUUAUUAUUAAAUUUAAGAUAUUUGCGAGUCUUAGAUAUACGCACUUUUGAGGUAAGCAAACUCACCUUAACACCCGACAUAGCCAAAUGCAUGGUAUUGCAAGAAUUAAAAUUAAAUUUAAAUACACUAAAAACGGCCUUGGAUUACGUGCUUAUGAUGCCUCAAUUAAGGCAUUUAAAGGUUCUACUCGAUCAAGAUGUUGACUUUAGUUCCAUUUUAAAUGUUGACUCCUUUGACUAUAAGAUCUAUGAGACCAAAGAAUUUAUUCAUAUUUUGGAAGAGAAAAGCUCAUCAAUAAUUGGCUUAGCAGUGGAUCUAUAUUUUAUGCCUUUAUCUUUGAACUGGGAUUUAAAUAUGAAAUAUUUAAAUUGCAAUAAAUUGAAACUAUUGGCACUAUGCAAUUGUGAUUAUGAGUCGAACUUUUUUGAUCGUUACACACACAUGAACCAAUUGGAAAUUUUGUGUUUACGGCACGCCAGCUCUCUGGAAAACGAUACGGUUAUGAAAUUUUUAAAAGCCUGUCCUCAAUUGCAGCAUCUCGAUAUAAGUUAUUGCAUGCAAGUGAAUAAAUCUUUGUUAACUGCCAUAACGGAAUAUCUAAGUCAGCAAGAGCGUGCACAUAAACUAUGCAUCUAUUAUCGUAUGUCGGGACUGGAGACAGAAGUGGAGAGGAACUCCGCUUAUUGGUCUUCGCAAAAAUAUGUGCGUUUGUGCUUUGAUUUUCCUCCAAAUUCGGAUAUUGGCUUAAGUUAUGUUUAUCGCGGUUUUGUUUUCAAUUUUGAACCCAGUAUCGAAAAUUCUCACUAGACUCAUAGAUGUACGCACAUAAAAUCAAUAUGAAAGAAUUCGUGCUAUUUAUUUUCUUAGUUUCUUUUAUAAAGCAACUCGAAAUUGCGAUUAUUUGUUUUUAUUACAUCAAUGACGAAGCGCCAAAAUUGUCAACAGAAAAUUAUUAUAUGCGUCGAUUCAAAGAAGGACGUUGAAUUAAUAAAUUAACCUUUAUAUUUUUGUAUUUUUAUUAUUUUUUUUUUUUUUCUUAUAUUGAAAUAUUAUAAUUCGCUCUCGAAAGGCCCCCAAAAAUAGAAACAUAUGCAAGUUUUUAAAUUAAACUUUUGUUUACAAUAAAUUCUUAUUUUUUUUAAUCAAAAAUAUAUAUUUUUGUUUUAAGCAAAGGGUAAUGAAACUGAUAAUAUAGCCCAUAGCAUAUACAUAUAUCUUAUAUAAUUAUAAAUAAAUUUAUGUGGAAAACAUCAUUUAGAACAGAAUUUGUUAGUGGCGAGUACGAGAAACAACAUGAUGUGCAACUCAAAACGGCCUUUUAGCCAAUACAAAGGAGAAUGUUGGACCGAUUACUUGUGCUGAAAGGACAAAGAAGUCCACUAAGCUAUGAUAACUAUAUAUUUAUGCAAUACUCCCCACA